UUCAAGGGUGUGUCCCCGACACCCGGCGGCAUCUGCGAUCUGGGAGAAAGAUACCCGGCGGCGGGGAGAGAACCCAGCCCCGCAGGCAGGGGGAGAGGCUCGCUGCCCCGCCUCCCUCCACCAGAUUUCGUCGGGGAGGGAGCCUCCCGGCUCCCGCCCCCCACAGGCCCAGCCGCGUGGAGCGUCUGGGAGCGAAGAGAAGCAGUCAGCCCGCGGAGAUGGAGGCGGCGGGCACCUGGGUGCUGCUGCUGCUGCUGCUGCUGCUCCUGGUGCUGACGCUGGCGCUGCCCGGGACCCGGCGCCGAGGCCACCUGCCCCCGGGGCCCACGCCGCUGCCGCUGCUGGGGAACCUCCUGCAGCUCCGGCCUGGAGCGCUGUACCUGGGGCUUUUGCAGCUGGGUAAGAAGUACGGACCAGUUUUCACUGUGUACCUGGGACCCUGGCGGCGUGUGGUGGUCCUGGUUGGGCGCGAGGCUGUGCAAGAGGCCUUGGGAGGUCAGGCCGAGGAGUUCAGCGGGCGAGGGAUAGUGGCGACGCUGGAUGGGACCUUUGAUGGCCAUGGGGUUUUGUUCUCCAAUGGAGAGCGAUGGAGGCAGCUGAGGAAAUUCACCACGCUGGCUCUGCGGGAGCUGGGCAUGGGGAAGCCAGAAGGCGAGGAGCUGAUCCAGGCGGAGGCCCAGCAUCUGGUGGAGUCGUUCCAGGGGACAAAAGGACGGCCAUUUGACCCCUCCUUGCUGCUGGCCCAGGCCACCGCCAACAUCAUCUGCUCCCUUGUCUUCGGCCUCCGCUUCCCCUACGACAGUGAGGAAUUCCAGGCCAUGGUCCGGGCAGCUGGCGGCACCACCAUGGGGGUCAGCUCCCCGUGGGGUCAGACAUACGAGAUGUUCUCCUGGCUCCUGCCGCGCCUGCCAGGCCCCCACACACAGCUCCUUGGCCACUUGGGCACCCUGGCUGCCUUUGCCGUCCAGCAGGUGCAGCGGCACCAGGGAAGCCUGGACACCUCGAGCCCCGCACGUGAUGUUGUGGAUGCCUUCCUGCUGAAGAUGGCAAAGGAGAAGCAAGACCCAAACACAGAAUUCACUGACAAGAACUUGCUGAUGACGGUCAUUAAUCUGCUGUUUGCUGGGACAGUGACAGUCAGCACCACAAUCCGCUACACCUUCCUGCUCCUGCUGAAAUACCCUGAGGUCCAAGAGCGGGUGCAGGAGGAGCUGACUAGGGAGCUGGGGGCCGGCCGGGCGCCCUGUCUGGCAGACCGAGCCCGCCUCCCCUACACGGAUGCGGUUCUGCACGAGGCACAGAGGCUGCUGGCACUGGUACCCAUGAGCAUGCCCCGAGCCCUCACCAAGACCACCCGCUUCCGGGGGUACACCCUGCCCCAGGGCACAGAGGUCCUCCCUCUCCUUGGCUCCAUCCUGCAUGACCCCAAGGUCUUCCAGCAGCCGGAGGAGUUCAACCCCGGCCGAUUCCUGGACGCGGAAGGGAAGUUCAAGAAGCAGGAGUCGUUUCUGCCCUUCUCCUUAGGUAAGCGCGUCUGCCUUGGGGAGGGCCUGGCUCGGGCCGAGAUCUUCCUCCUGUUCACCGCCGUCCUGCAGGCCUUCUCGCUGGAGAGCCCCUGCCCACCGGGUGCCCUGAGCCUCCAGCCAGCCGUCAGCGGCCUUUUCAACAUCCCCCAAGCCUUCCAGAUGCAAUUUCGGCCCCACUGACCUCCAUCUGACCCGCCGUGUGGACUGGAUGAAGGAGGGCACCUUGGGAGGGGGCAGGCAGCCUCAACAGUGGGCAUGGAUAUGGCUGGGACUCCAGAGCCGCACGUCUACACCACAGGCAGCCACAUUCAUGCACCUGGAGCUGUUUUCUAGAGUCAGUCACACGUAUAUUCAGCCUCCACAUCCACGGGGUCCUCGGCCCACACAGCUGUUGAGACUUGGAACCACACACCCAGAUCCCAACCACGCGGGCCGUGAGGCAAUGUGGCCACACAGCUUUCUACAGACAUACAUUUAGUCCAUCAGGAAUCACAGCCACAUGCCCAGAUAACCCACCAACUCAAAUACCACACGACCCCCCUGGACUCACAACCUACACAUUCAAGUUCAGCCGCCAGUGUUCUCGGCCCGUGUGCCCUCUUCACUCCUCAGACUUCCCAGUGUUGCCAUCUCUGGGAGCCUGGUGCAGAGAACAUGUCCCAUGCUGGCUCAUGUCACCUCACAGAGACCCUCUUUAUCUGCGGCCCUCAGGUCAUGGUACCAGUGUCCUUGUACAAGGCUUUCUCCAGCUACAUGCCCCCAACCAGUGAACCACACAGUCAACCCAAGUGUGACACUGGCCUGCCCACUGAGACAAGCUACUCCCACAGGGACACAGCCAUGGUCUCCUGUGCACCUUCAGCCCUCAGGGACACCCCUUUCCAAGCACCCUGAUCCCCAGAUGCUCCCAAAUACAAACACACCCCCAAUGUGCAGUUGUGCAUACAAGCCUGUGGACUAAGCAAACUUGGACACACAUGGACCCUCAGAACAGAGGAACACACACACACACACACACACACACACACACACUCCAGCUUAUAUAACUUGAAAAACCUCCCCUGCUCCCCAGUCCCCCUCAACACACACUGACGCACUGCCCCUACUCUGUGUCAAAGUCCCAGUUAGACCUCGUGGAAGGGACCAGACUCCAACUCCCUGGGUCAGGGAAGAGGCCAGGUCUGACGUCUUUGUGACUCCGAAGAUCCCCGUUUUGCAAUAAAAGUUCCUUUCUAGACCCUG
This is a messenger RNA of Camelus dromedarius (Arabian camel), 2768 nucleotides long. RefSeq names its product cytochrome P450 2S1. Gene Ontology annotation, molecular function: iron ion binding; arachidonate epoxygenase activity; heme binding. The coding region runs from base 219 to 1706 and encodes 495 amino acids. Gene Ontology annotation, biological process: epoxygenase P450 pathway; xenobiotic metabolic process. Gene Ontology annotation, cellular component: cytoplasm; intracellular membrane-bounded organelle. NCBI's taxonomy places the organism in Eukaryota, Metazoa, Chordata, Mammalia, Artiodactyla, Camelidae. The transcript is spliced from 9 exons. The record is from RefSeq and is a predicted model, not a curated record.